Molecule: messenger RNA, 1314 nt
Organism: Suillus paluster
Lineage: Eukaryota; Fungi; Basidiomycota; Agaricomycetes; Boletales; Suillaceae
Exons: 7
Coding region: 1-1314 (437 amino acids)
Source: RefSeq, a predicted model, not a curated record
AUGGGCCAACAGAAAAGGCAACAAGUUGGAGCCACAUUGGUUCAAGUUGUUGAAUCAGACACCAACGAUGAACUAGUGAUGGUCCAACCUCCCUGUCACCAUACAAACCGACCUGGUGCUGGUGCUGGAGGAAGGAAUUCCCAGCUAGAGAAGAUUGGAAAUGCUAUCCAGACUCCAGCCAGAGCACCUGGCAAAUUGAAGGUUCGGAAUGUUGUUGUCCCUCUUGAUGAGCCUGAAAAUGUGAUGGCUCCACCAGUGACAAAGAAGAAGGGGAGAGGGAAAGUGGCGCCUCAGCAGCUUGAGAGGAACUUGAGUGUAAUAGAGGCAUCCAAGUCAGGCCUCACUGCUGCAGGUCCCACACCUGCUCUACACAUCAUGGACCAAGGAAGGUUUGGAUUGCAGGAUCAUCCAACUCCCUCAGCAUAUCCCUAUGUCCAUGAUUGCGGUACCUCUCAAGGUGCUUCUCGUGGUGCUUCUAGGGGUGCUUCUCAGGGUGCUUCUUGGGGUGCUUCUUGCAGCAUCUCUCAUGGCGCCUCUCUUCGUGACCCUCAGGCUGAUGGAAUCAGAAUUACAGCUGUCCAGCGUCCUGUUGGUACUCAUAUUGUUUCUCAUGAUAUUCCUCAGUCUGUCAGCGACCAACGCUCAAGCUCAUCUAUUCCCAUUCUCAACUCUGCUGUUCAGCAGGAGCCAUCAACGACCAUAACACCCCAUCACAUCAUUUCUCGUACUCCUCCUGCUUUCAGUUCCUCCACUAGCCAAAAUAUCAAGAUCAAGCAGAUUGUACUUACUGUCAUUCCAAUGGCAUAUGAACUAGUACUCAGCGUCAACAGGAACACAAUUGACAGUGUCAAACUCAAGGCAACCGGUUUGCUGAAGAAAGCAAUGUAUUUGCAUGGCUAUCCUGAUUCUGAGGGUCAUGCAUCUAACUUUGCAAACAACAUGAUCCACAUUGUUUGCCAUAAGUCAUUUUAUGACAAUGGUUCCAAAUCACUAAAGCAAUUCCCUGAGUUUCAGAAGACUAUUCCGCCCCCAGCGCUCUUCCUCGUUGGAACUAUCAUUCAUAAUGUAAUCUAUAUCUACAGUAAAUAUGGUCAGGUAAAUGGCGCCAAGCAGACACCCAUUGAGGAUUCAGAGACUUCCUACAAUUGUAUUUCGACAUUGUUUGACUGCACAAACAAAGACAAGUACCAUGGACCAAAACUAUGUCAAAUGCUCAAAGCUUGGGCAUUGGAAGGCAUGAACACACAUGGUGCUGGCCUUGGUACUAAUGAAGGUGAUGAUGGCUGUUCUGAGUGGGAUGUUGAUCUUGAUUAG